GCCUUCUCUACUCGUGGUGGACUAGCUCAUUCUUCCUCAGACUCUGCUAGUGACAGCACGUCCGUACAUUUCCAGCGUUCUUGGCAGCAAGCCUUAUGGCACAAACGGCCCUUUUUCUUUCUUAUACCUGUGUCCCCACUACUCUUUAAAAAUUCCGCCGAAAAAGAGAAGACGAUUUUCCAAAACCUCUUGGCCGUUAAUUCACGGCUCCAUUCUCUCUGCACGAGUGUUUAAGCGCUACCCAGAAGGCCUAGGGGAGGUCCUCUACCGCGAACAGUUCGAUUUCAACGCCGAGCCACCUUGGGAUCCUAGCUGAUAGCGGGAGAGGACCAUCUCCCGACUUGUCCAUUUUGUUGCAUUGUAGGACCCAGAAGGCUCGGUAAACUCCCUUUAUGAUCAUUGGAUUUGCGGAAUACGGUUGAGAUGAAAGGACUUACAGAUGAACCCAACUACACCAUUGAACUACUGGAGGCAGGAACGACCAUUGAGGAUGUCAUUGACAACCACAUUUAUGAGCAGGCUUUGGCUGAAAAGAAUGCAUUUGUUGUGGCCGACCUUGGGGCCGUGAUGCGUCAGCACGUGCUGUGGCAGGGCGGCAUGCCCCAAGUGCGGCCCUUCUACCCCGUACGCUGCAACAGCAGCCCGGCACUCAUCGAGCUCCUGGCAGCGCUCGGCACGGGCUUCGUCUGCGCUAACAAGGCGGAGGCGGCGCUGGUGUUGAACCACGACGUUGCCCCGGACAACAUCAUCUGGUCGGGCGCUUGCAAGCAGCUGGCCCACCUCAAAUACGCAGCCAAGAACGGCAUCGGCUACCUGGUGUGUGACAACGAGACGGAACUCUGCAAGAUUGCCCGCGCCCACCCUAGUGCCAAGCUGCUGCUUCAGGUGUCGACGGAGCCCCACGGGGAGGAGGCCAGCAUGGCUAUGGGCUGCUCCCUCAAGAGCUGCCGGCACCUGAUGGAAAUGGCCAAGGAGCUCGGGGUGCAGGUGGCCGGAGUCACAUUUCAGGUACCAGUCCCUUGCAAGGACCUUCAGGCGUACACCCAUGCCUUGUCGGAUGCCCGCUGCGUGUUUGACAUGGGGGAGGAGCUUGGCUUCCACAUGAACGUUCUAGACAUAGGUGGGGGGUUCAGCGGUUCAGAAACCCAGCUGAAGCAGGUUUACGCUGCUAUGAAACCCCUGCUCGAGGCGUACUUCCCACCCGUGUCUGGAGUAACCAUCAUGGCGGAGCCCGGAACCUUCUACGUGUCCCCAGCCUUCACACUGGCUGUCAACGUCAUCGGCAAAGAGGUAGUGGCCAGGGACCGCAAGGACCAGCUGGAAGGCUCGGACAAGCUGACGGGUGAUGACGAGCCAGAGUUCCAAUACUACAUGAGCGACGGCGUGUACGGCUCCUUCAUGGGCAAGCUGCUAGGAGGCUCCAUUCCACACCCCUCCGUACACAAGACAUCCAUGUCAGCGGAGGAGGAGGUGGUGUACAGCAGCAGCCUGCUGGGCCCGUCGUGCGACCCCCUGGACCGGGUGCUGGAGGACUGCCUGCUGCCCGAGCUGGAGGUGGGGGACUGGCUCGUCUUCCCCGGCAUGGAACCUCUCGGCAGCUCGCCCUCCGCCAGCUCGCUGGGCACGGACGCAGACAGCCCGCCCGUCUACUACACUAUCAUGACGGCAGACUGGUACGACAUGCAGGAGGCCGGCCUUCCUCUGGACUCUACCAUGAAGAACUUCUCAUUGGUCCAAUACGGCAUUUGAACUCCGCCCAGGCAAAGACCGCUCAUAAUGUAUUAUUUAAAUGUGACGAUGGCCGUGUUUGUGACUGAGCAGAUCUGUGCAGCACAGCGUUGAUCUCUAAAACGGUAUGCUUCAGCGUUUAUCACGGAGGCAGGUAUUCUAGAGAUCAGCGGCCCUUGUGCGUGCUGCAUUGCUCUGCACAGUCACAAACGUGGCUAUUUAACAAGGUCCCUCCUACCAACGGGGUGAGCGACCAAAGUUCUUGAUUGGUCUCGCAACAUUCCAGCUGUGGGUGGAACUAAAAAUGAAGAAGAAAAAAACAACACCAUGGUGUAACUGGGGAACAUGACAAUGAUUCGGUGUGCAUACCUCAAUUUCUCUAUGUUCAAAAAGAAAAUGUUUCCGAGCCUUUUCUUGCUCUGUGUUCAAAACAAAACGAAAACAAAAAAGAGCAAGGAGUUCUGGGUAACACAACAUUCUGAAACUACAUAUGCAACAAAAUGGACGACUGUGGAGAUGGAUCACCCGCUCCUGGGUUCUUUUCCUAAUCGAAUACAGUUUACAUUAAUGUUUGAUUAAUUUAAUUUUAUUACACAUAUAUAUUAUAAUAUUACUUGUUUGGCAGUGCUGUUUAAAAAAAAUCAGUUGUCUGCUGUUCAAAAAAAAAAACACCAGGCAAGUUUUUAUCUGUAUUAAGAGAAUCUCAUGCAAUUUCAAGAGAAUUUAGAAUCAUGAAAUUAUAACUAUGUGCUGUGAAACCAGCCAGUGUCAAGACGAGGGCGAUGAUGACUGUGUGUUUUUUUUUUAAAUGUAUGCAUUGCGGGAAGUUGACCUAUUCCCUGGGCUUGUAAAGCAGUGGACAGGGGAGAGGUUGCAGACUAGGGCGGUACUGUAUUCCAGAAAACUGGGGGCUAUUCCAAGAACGUGUCUGAGUAGUAAACCAGGUCAAGUUAACCUUCAGGUAGUAGUGAAUCAUCAAGUGGAGUCCUCAUUUUCUUAACUAAAUGACCCAUGUGGGCCAUCUAUUAACAGGUUUAGCACUUCCUGUUGGUUAACUUUGCCAGGUUAAUGUUUGUCGAAUACCCUCCAGUGGGAAGUCACUUACCUGGAUAUGUUAACUCUGAGCAAGUAUAGAAGAGGCCUUUGGCCUAGUUUUGAUGGAAGGAUAAGCAUGCAAGGCUCUACUAUUAGGAGGUUAAUAACUCACUCAGGGCUAACUUACCCGGGUUAGCAACUAAACUUUUUUGGAAUGUACCCUAGAAUAUUGAGACUCUGACUGCCAAAUUUGAUUCUCAGCAACAACAAUGUUCUCAUGACCUUCAGUGUGUCUCUUUUAAACAGUAUUUUCCAAGGUAGUGGUUGUUUUUUUUAUUGUUUUCCACUUUCUUGGUUUAUUGUGCUGUCAUUUGUCCUGGUGACCUCAGAAAGGCUCCAGCAAUGCGAGCGAGCACGUACUCUUGUGGUGAAAGACAUCCCUACUAAUAGGUACCUAGAGUCAGGCUCUCACUUUUUGGUGUGGAAGCCUGUGAUUAACGUUAACUAUUUGGAGAAAUAUUGACCCAAGGAGGGGGAAAAAUGAAUCAAAACACUCAUUUCUUUGUCUAACCACAGACUUACGGUACUUUAACACCAAUCGACGACAAGUUUUACCAACAACUUCAAGUCUUUAGCACUGUUAGGUUUGCAUCUCUUGUUAGUCUAUAGUGCAGUUUUAUGCCUAGUCAAUGUAACUGUCCGUCCACUCCAUUUUUUGAACUGCACCCUUUGAAAAGGUAAUGUAAAUGAAAAUCUGGCACUAAUGGACCAUAGCCUGUUUUUGACUGUAAAAUUGUGCUUGUUAUUGUAAUGAAAGUGAUUAAUUUAAUACAUCUCAAUGACUGAAUA
Engraulis encrasicolus (European anchovy) is the source of this 3612-nucleotide messenger RNA. It is a transcript of the gene azin1b, whose product is annotated as antizyme inhibitor 1b. The transcript has 12 exons. Gene Ontology annotation, cellular component: cytoplasm. The record is from RefSeq and is a predicted model, not a curated record. Gene Ontology annotation, molecular function: ornithine decarboxylase activator activity; ornithine decarboxylase activity. Gene Ontology annotation, biological process: positive regulation of polyamine transmembrane transport; negative regulation of protein catabolic process. Bases 424 to 1749 code for a protein of 441 amino acids. Lineage: Eukaryota; Metazoa; Chordata; Actinopteri; Clupeiformes; Engraulidae.